CCGGCAUGGGUGGACGUGACGGAUUGAUGGUCACCUUCGGUCACUGCCCGAGCCUCUCCAGCCACCAACGCGUCUUUCCUCUGCCCGCCUCUGCUCUCCACAAAAAGUUCAAUUCGCAAUGGCACCGUUCACUCUCGUCACCGCUCUUCCCAAUCAUAUCAGCCCAGAGGAACACAAAAUCAUCGUAGCAUCCACGCCCGCGUCGUUCGCCUCUAUACCGCCAGUCUUGCGCCAUAAGGAGGAGAAUGUAUCCGUUACGAUCGAUCCUCCACUCGAAGGCUUUCCCUUGGAAGACCUCGCAAAUGGAACACUCUACGUGAUCGAAAGCGCGUUGGUCUUCCUGUCUGCGAACGGACGCGGGUGGUCGGUCGAGUAUCCCUCAAUCACUCUGCACGCCAUCUCGCGCGCAGAAUCGGGCCCGUCAAUAUACUGCCAGUUGGACGAAGCUGCUGCUCUCGCAGACAGUGAAGCGCCGAUCGACGAGGACGCUGAUACUGAGAUGAAGGAGCUCAUCAUCGUACCAAGAGACGCUACAUCGCUUGAGCCGAUCUUCGAAGCCCUCUCCCUCUGCGCAUCCCUUCAUCCCGACCCUGCCUCCGCCAACGACAUGGAUGAAGACGGCGACGACGCCUUCAUCGACGCCGGCGCAUUCGAGACGUUCAACGGCGACGAGAACGAGGAGCUUAGCGAGGUUGGCCGGGCGGCGCUCGAGCAUCUGGAGUCGAUCAUAUACGAUCCGUGGGAGAAGAAGAGGGAGCCUGAGGGCGGGGCGCAAGGAGAGGGGGCUGAGAAGGGUGCCGAUGAAGGCGAGGACGAGCAAAAUGCGGGCGGUGCAUCCGGGGGCAGCGAACCUACGGCGGAAAACGCGCCUUGAUGCAUGGCGUCGUUCUGACGGGAACCACGCGUUACGCUGCCCGCUGCCAGUGUACUCGGCAUACGAGACCGAAACGACCCCCAGUGCGUCCAAAAGUAGCUGUGUACCGAAUAUUGUGUUGCUCUCAUGUAUUAUGCAGUCUAAGUUCAAAAUCACGACAUUUUACUCUCGAAUAGCCAGAGAAUCAGGCUGGCUGAACUGCGACUGACGGAGCCGAGACCAGCUGCCCAAGAGCACGCAGGAUCGCACUGGCGUCCAUUGUCAUACCCUCGAUCUGAC
Messenger RNA from Fomitopsis serialis, 1153 nucleotides. Its product is annotated as regulator of volume decrease after cellular swelling-domain-containing protein. NCBI's taxonomy places the organism in Eukaryota, Fungi, Basidiomycota, Agaricomycetes, Polyporales, Fomitopsidaceae. The transcript is spliced from 4 exons. The record is from RefSeq and is a predicted model, not a curated record. Bases 119 to 874 code for a protein of 251 amino acids. Gene Ontology annotation, cellular component: plasma membrane; cytosol; pICln-Sm protein complex. Gene Ontology annotation, biological process: cell volume homeostasis; mRNA cis splicing, via spliceosome; spliceosomal snRNP assembly.